CGUACUGUUCGAGGCCCUGUGUUAUAGGCUACGUAAAUCGUGUGUUUUUUUAUAAAGUUCUUACGUUUCAGUCUGAUUAUUUCCUAAAAGAGAAUAAGCAUUCUUCACGAUAUCACGAAUGAUUUUUUUUAUAAUUUGCGACUGACGGUCGUAAAUAAUUUAAUCUGUUCGUGACAAAAUAAGUGCGAGACACGCGAAUGAAUAGAAGUAACAUUCCAUCGCGUUUACGCACAUACGUUUAGGUACCUACAUUAUUUGAACGCGUUACGAUCAAUUAAAACCACUAACGAGAGAAACUCAUAAAUGUGAUUUCAUCGAAAAGAGAAUGGCAGGAGUAUUUGACAUAGAAUUGCAUGAAGGAGAUUCCGUAAAUCAAGACGAGUCGGACAAUGAUAUUCUUGAAAGCAAAGAAGAUGAAUACAAUCACGCCACAAACGCAGACACUAUAUUAGAAUCUGAUAAUUUAGAACGAGUUCAAUUAUCAGAACAAAAUGUCAACCCAGGACAGGAAAAGACUGGACCCCAAGACUUUGAAUUGUGCAAGAUUCUUGGGGAGGGUGGAUAUGGAAAAGUUUUUCAAGUGAAAAAAGUUACCGGGAAAGACAAAGGCAGUAUUUUUGCUAUGAAGGUAUUACGAAAAGCCUCUAUUAUACGAAAUCAGAAAGAUACAGCUCACACAAAGGCAGAAAGGAAUAUUUUAGAGGCUGUAAAACAUCCAUUCAUUGUAAAUCUAAUGUAUGCUUUUCAAACUGGAGGCAAAUUAUAUUUAAUUUUGGAAUACCUUUGCGGCGGAGAACUUUUCACAUACUUAGAUAGAGAAGGCAUUUUCUUAGAAGAUACUGCUUGUUUUUAUUUAUCUGAAAUCAUACUUGCGUUGCAACAUCUUCACAAUCAGGGUAUUAUAUACAGAGAUUUGAAACCAGAAAAUAUUUUAUUAGACAGUGAAGGUCAUGUUAAAUUAACAGACUUUGGUUUAUGCAAAGAACAUAUACAAGAAGGUACAGUGACACAUACAUUUUGUGGAACUAUAGAAUACAUGGCGCCGGAAAUUUUAACGAGAAGCGGACAUGGUAAGGCUGUUGACUGGUGGAGUUUGGGUGCGCUAAUGUUUGACAUGCUUACUGGAAUGCCACCAUUUACAGGAGAUGAUAGAAGGAAAACAAUUGAAAAAAUUUUACGGGGAAAACUAAGUCUCCCGCAAUAUCUAACACCAGAUGCAAGAGACUUAAUACGAAAAUUAUUAAAGAGACAAGUGUCGCAAAGAUUGGGAUCCGGUUUCGAAGAUGCUGAACAAAUUAUGAAUCACAACUUUUUUAAGCAUAUUAAUUGGCAGGAUGUAAUUUCACGAAAACUAGAACCACCCUUCAAACCAUCGUUAAAAAGUGCCGAUGACACAUCGCAAUUUGACGAACAAUUUACGGCAACUAUACCAGUCGAUUCUCCGGUUGAAAGUACUUUAAGCGAAUCUGCUAAUAUGAUAUUUCAAGGUUUUACAUAUGUGGCGCCAAGCGUUCUAGAGGAAAUGUAUUCGCAACCAAGAGUUGUAAAUGCUAGAAGUCCUCGAAAAGGUCUUUUAUGUACAGGGUUUAGCGGAAGUCUUCACAGCUUGUCGCCAAGAUCACCUGACGCCCAUCUUCGUACACCUCAUUUUAAUCACCACAGGCAUCAUGUAGUAGAUUCAAAUAAUAUGGAAGAUACCGAGAUGACAGAUGUAAGUCAACUAUCGAAUCGUGACAGAAGUAUGCGAGAAAACGUUGUCCUCCGACUUUAAACUUGGAGAAAUGUUCGCAGCA
This is a messenger RNA of Colletes gigas, 1793 nucleotides long. Its product is annotated as ribosomal protein S6 kinase beta-1-like. NCBI's taxonomy places the organism in Eukaryota, Metazoa, Arthropoda, Insecta, Hymenoptera, Colletidae. Bases 326 to 1771 code for a protein of 481 amino acids. The transcript is spliced from 13 exons. Gene Ontology annotation, biological process: signal transduction; protein phosphorylation. Gene Ontology annotation, molecular function: protein serine/threonine kinase activity; ATP binding. The record is from RefSeq and is a predicted model, not a curated record.